GGUAGCGCGUCUGACUCCAGAUCAGAAGGUUGCGUGUUCAAAUCACGUCGGGGUCAAGAUAAGAAUGUGAGUAAAAUUAAGUAAAUAUUAAAUAUUUAACGCAUGAUAAGUUUUGUCGAAAUCAAAAGAAAUGGGCAAAGAAAACGAUUCUGACAAUACAAAAAAAAGAAGAAAAUCAGUUAGUGGGAAUUCUGGAAUGUCUUUGAAGGAUGGAGAUACAUACAAGGUUAUAAUUAGCUAUGAAGAAAAGGAAGCUAUGGAACGUUUAUCAGAAAAUGAUUCUGAAAGUUUCCUAUCUACUUGUGAUAAUAUACGUAAAGCUAUGAAUAAAAUUGCUAAAUUAAAAUCCAAUGGAGAUGCAAAUGCUAAAGACGAAAUACAUGAACUUCAAAUUCAAACAUCAUUAGCUUUUAUCGAACUCAAAAAAUUAAAUAGAAUGGAAAAAUUUCGCACAAAAUUUGCGAGAGAUUCUCUUAUAUCUUCAAAAAGUAGUGUUGACAGUAAACAUUUACAUUUACAAAAUCUGUUGUAUGAAGUCAUGCAUUUAAAAAAAGAAGUUGUUAAAUGUCUUCAGUUUAAGUCUAAAGAUGAAUUGAUACAACUUGUAUCAGAAGAAGAGUUUUACAAAGAAGCACCUGAAAAUAUUUCUAGACCGGAAAUAACAAAGCAUAAUCCUCAUCAAUUAAGACUGGCACGUCUAGAAUGGGAAUUAACACAAAGAAAACAAUUAGCUGCUUUGUGUGAUGAAUUGACAGAAAACAAAAAGGCAGUAGCAUUAAGUAUUGAAUCAAAACAAACUAGACUUGAUAAUCUUGCACCACAACUUUACUCAAUAUUAGAAGCAAGCAAGCCAUUACAAGAGAGUCUUGGUUUAUUGUUGGAUAAAGUUAGACAAGAACAUCAUAAAGCAGCAUUACUUGCAUCACCUCUGUAUGUUCUUUAUGCAAAGGCAUCUGCAUACAGAGAUGCAUAUGAUAAUUCUAUAAUAGUAAAAGUGGAAGGUGAUGAAGAAGAAGCAAAACGUGCAAAUAAUCAAGAUGCAUUGCAAGAAUCUGAUUCAGAUGCUGAAACUGUUUCUGAAAAUGUCAUAGAAGAAACUCCUGUACAUAAAAAAAGACAUCAUAGGUUAUCUAGAGAAGCUAGGCAAGAAGAGAAAAAAACAAAAUUGUUACAAAGGCAUCCUUUAAACGUGAAAAUAAUUAUUAAAUUGAAAAAUGAAACAAAACUGACAUUACAAUUUUAUUAUAUGAUGUCUUUGAAAAUUGUAACUGUGGAAUCAAAAUUAAAAACUGAUGGUAUUAUGGAUAUUAGUACAGGAGAUAUGCUUAUAUCAGAAUCUAUUUUACGCGAGUUAUAUCCACGAGAUUUAGGAUUAGAGAGUCCAAAUCCUGCUAACUAUUAUCAAUUAAAUCGGUAUAAUUUGGGCCAAUUUUCAUCGCUUGGAUUAGGAAUCCCAUAUAAAUGGGUACAAAGAAUGGCUGGAUUACAUUUCAUUUCUCCGGAUGCUAGAGAACAAAGAUUUACGAAUGGUGAAAUAACCCAAGAUAGCGUUGAAUGUGUAUUAAGAGAAAUCAAAAGACGCGUAAUAGCAAGAUUAGAAUUAUGUACAGAGAUUAGACAAUUAGAGUACGGAAAUUUGCCAAUUUUUACCGCUAAUAAUGAUCUUUUACCACAAAAACUUAGUACGAUUUUACAGAAAUUCUCAACAAUUUCAUGGAAUAAUUAUUGUAAUAAUGUAAAUCCCAUUUUUCAUGAACAAGGACUGGUAUCUUCAUUGGAUAUCUUUUAUGAGGCUAUACUUCGUCGAGGCAAUUAUGAAUUAAUUGCUAGAAUAGCUAUAAAACCAGAUUAUCCAAAAAUAGCACCAUUAUUUAGUAUAAGUAUGAGUCCUACAAUACAUGCAUCUGCAGAUAUUUUAAGAGAUAUUGAAAGAGAAGUAAAUGUCAUGUGGAUAAAACAGCCAACAUUGUCUGCACAACUUCAACGAUUACGAGCAUGUUUUGAUAUUUAUUUGGAAUCAGAGGGUCUUGUACCGAAAGAAAAAAUUUUCUUUCACUCUGUCAAAGGUCGUACUCGUGCUAGACCAUAUAAAUAUUUAGAAUUAGGAGGUGGAAUUUUUAUUCAUCGUUAAUUUAAUAUAAUACAAAAUGAUAUAUGUAAAUAUAUUUUUCCAAAACAUGUUAUGCUUUAGUGUUAAUAUAAUAAUGCAUGUUUAAAUUACAAUAGAAUCAUAUCAACUAAAUUGUAAGAAUCUCCUCAGUGCUUUAUAGCAUAAUCUACAUUUAUUGAUAAAGAUCAGAUAGUUUUUCCCACUUAUAUUCGUUAGGUGUAUUUUUUUUGUUGUUGAAGGACUCAAAAUUGAUAUUCGUAACUAUUCCUGAAAUAAAAUUGGUAUAUGUUAAAUAAAAAUUAUAAUACACAUUC
Messenger RNA from Frieseomelitta varia, 2424 nucleotides. It is a transcript of the gene thoc5, whose product is annotated as THO complex subunit 5 homolog. Gene Ontology annotation, molecular function: mRNA binding. Lineage: Eukaryota; Metazoa; Arthropoda; Insecta; Hymenoptera; Apidae. The transcript has 12 exons. The coding region runs from base 131 to 2131 and encodes 666 amino acids. Gene Ontology annotation, cellular component: THO complex part of transcription export complex. The record is from RefSeq and is a predicted model, not a curated record. Gene Ontology annotation, biological process: positive regulation of DNA-templated transcription, elongation; mRNA export from nucleus.